Molecule: messenger RNA, 1365 nt
Organism: Mandrillus leucophaeus (drill)
Lineage: Eukaryota; Metazoa; Chordata; Mammalia; Primates; Cercopithecidae
Gene: PRRX2
Product: paired related homeobox 2
Exons: 10
Coding region: 1-1044 (347 amino acids)
Biological process (GO): regulation of DNA-templated transcription
Molecular function (GO): DNA binding; DNA-binding transcription factor activity, RNA polymerase II-specific
Source: RefSeq, a predicted model, not a curated record
AUGGGGCCUGUGACAGCCAGCCAGUUUCCAGCAUACGACAUGAGCCGUCUGUCCCUGGUCUCCAAGCCGCCCUGCUACCUGCUUCAAAGCUGGCUUCAGCCCCUGCAGAGACUUCCCCCAGAGGAGCCCUCGUCCCUGGACGGCCAGGGGCCCCUUCCCUGCUCCUAUCCCGCCAAGGUGACUGAUGUCCAAUCCCGCUUCCACCGUGGCACCUGCAUUCUCCUCCACUGCGCUAGUGGAACAGCCGACUUCAGUCUUCCUCUCUUGGCUGUGGCCCCAAGGGCAGAGGCCACUCCACCUGGUCCCCAGUGUGAGCAGAGGAAGGAGCUUGCCCCCCAAGCCCCACCUGCCUACAGCUUCCAGAUGAAAGGGCUCACCCUGGAGGAGGAAUGGGGCGAGCUGCAGGCCGGCUCAGAGUGGUCUGGGGACAGGGUCCCAGCAGCCUCGGGGUGCACUGCCUCUCCGGACAAGCCCCUUCAGCUCUCUGGGCCCCCUCCCAAGGCCUAUGAAGUGAGCAUCACAGAGCUGGGAUGUGGAGAAGGGUUUUGUCCUAGCCCGGGGCGCGGUAGCGCCGCCAAGCGGAAGAAGAAGCAGCGGCGGAACCGUACCACGUUCAACAGCAGCCAACUACAGGCCCUGGAGCGCGUGUUCGAGCGCACGCACUACCCCGACGCCUUUGUGCGCGAGGAGCUUGCCCGGCGCGUCAACCUCAGCGAGGCGCGCGUCCAGGUCUGGUUUCAGAACCGCCGCGCCAAGUUCCGCAGGAACGAAAGGGCCAUGCUGGCCAGCCGAUCCGCCUCGCUGCUCAAGUCCUACAGCCAGGAGGCCGCCAUCGAGCAGCCCGUGGCUCCCCGGCCCACCGCCCUGAGUCCGGAUUAUCUCUCCUGGACAGCCUCGUCCCCCUACAGCACAGUGCCACCCUACAGCCCUGGGAGCUCAGGCCCCGCAACCCCGGGGGUCAACAUGGCCAACAGCAUCGCCAGCCUCCGUCUCAAGGCCAAGGAGUUCAGCCUGCACCACAGCCAGGUGCCUACGGUGAACUGACGUCCAGUCCCACCAGCACCCAGCCACCUCCCUGGGUGGACAGCAACAGAAAAGGGGGCAGAUGCCCAGGAAGUGACCUUCUCCUGGAUGGGCUCUCCUGGCCCGUCUCUCCAGCCUGGACUCCCGAGCCCGCAAGGCUGUUGAGGCCCCCGCAGCCGGGCCCAGCUCUUCUGUCCUCGGCCGCCAGAGACUGCAGCCCACAACCCUUGGAGGGGUUGGGCCGGAAGGUGGAAGAGCCUGCCAAGGACCUCAUUUAGUUUGUGUAUUAAAACCAAAAAGCUUUUGUCUUUAAGAAAUAAAACCAUUUUUUAAGCCCCAAAA